AUGGGUCUCAAGCUCGGAGACCGAGAGGGCUCCGGCUCCCACUUGCCAGCGGGAGUGCUGGUUCUUGCCGGCGUGUCGACUGUGGUCGCCGUGGUGGUCUCGGCAUUCUCGAUAUAUCUGCAUCUGAAGAACUACAGGAAACCAGCACUCCAGAGGAUGGUUGUCCGAAUCAUGGUUAUGAUACCCAUCUACGCGGUUGCGUCCCUCAUCUCCCUCUUCUCCCUCGAAGCUGCCUUCUUCAUCGACGCUAUUAGGGAUGUAUACGAGGCAUUUGUCAUCUACUGCUUCUUCGUGCUGCUCCUCGUUUACCUCGGUGGCGAGCGCUCCUUGCUCAUCAUGAUGCACGGCCGGCCCCCGAAGGCGCCCCCCUUCCCCGCGAACAUCUUCACGAGGGAGAUCGACGUCAGCGACCCGUACACCUUCCUCUUUCUCAAGCGGGGGAUCAUGCAAUACGUCUAUGUCAAACCCAUCCUCGCCACCGCUACGCUCAUCCUCAAGGCCUGCAACAAGUACAAUGACGGCGACCUACGCGCCAACUCCGGCUACCUCUACGUCUCCGUCGUGUACAACGUCAGCAUCUGCCUCGCGCUCUACUGCCUCGCCAUCUUCUGGCUGUGCGUCAACGACGAUCUGAAGCCGUUCCGCCCGGUGCCAAAGUUUCUCUGCGUCAAGGGCAUCCUCUUCUUCUCCUUCUGGCAGUCGCUCGCCAUCUCCAUCCUCGUCGCGGCGGGCGCGAUCGCGCGCCUUGGGCCAUACACGGAUGCGGAGCGGAUAUCCCUCGGGCUGUCGGACACGCUGAUCUGCAUCGAGAUGCCGUUCUUUGCAAUCGCGCACUGGUACGCCUUCUCCUUCACGGACUUCGUGGACGAAACGAAGGCGUUCGUGGCCCGCAUGCCCUUCUACUACGCCUUACGCGACGCAUUCGGCAUCAAGGAUGUUGUCGAGGAUUUCAAGACGACGAUGCGUGGAGAGGGUAUGGACUACCGCGAAUUCGAGCCCUCGGAGGGCUUCAUACAUCAAGGUCUCGGCCGCGAGCGACGUAUUCGCGCAGGGCUGCGCUACAGCAAGGGCGGCAAGCGCAAGUACUGGUUGCCUCGCCCAGCAUCUGCGCGGGAUGACAACCCAGUCACGCGCGGUAUCCACCGCGCCCUGGACAAUGAGGACGCGCACGCGCCUCUCCUCGCCUCUGAAGCUGCCGACGUUGUGCACGCAGCCCCAGACAUGCGCCGAGACGCAGACGAAGACCAGUUGUAUGACCACUGCCGGCACUACAUCUUCGGGGACUACAACUACCCGUGCGUGGAUGUCAGCAGCGAGGCCGCGCGGCGG
This is a messenger RNA of Schizophyllum commune H4-8, 1329 nucleotides long. Its product is annotated as DUF300-domain-containing protein. Gene Ontology annotation, biological process: transport. Lineage: Eukaryota; Fungi; Basidiomycota; Agaricomycetes; Agaricales; Schizophyllaceae. Gene Ontology annotation, molecular function: transporter activity. The annotation marks the transcript as partial. The record is from RefSeq and is a predicted model, not a curated record. The transcript is spliced from 5 exons.